Molecule: messenger RNA, 1953 nt
Organism: Besnoitia besnoiti
Lineage: Eukaryota; Apicomplexa; Conoidasida; Eucoccidiorida; Sarcocystidae
Exons: 1
Coding region: 1-1953 (650 amino acids)
Source: RefSeq, a predicted model, not a curated record
AUGGGUGCCCCCGGCCUGAGGCAGGCUGCGAUCGCGGGUCAGCCGGUGCAUGGCCUCCCGGAGAAGCUCGCGCUGCGAGCAGGAUUUUCGAGACAGCGAAAAGGCCUGAGUUCGCGCAAUCAGCGAAGCGCAGCUGCCUCCUCGGGCUUUUUUUCUGCUCGUCUUCCUGGUUCCUGCGAAAACCAGUAUAUUUUGGCUCUUCAACCGGUGACCAAGUCACACGUAGCCCGUUCGUCUGUCGCUUUCGCGCCCCCGACACGUCCCUUCGCGUCGUCUUCGUUCUCCACUUCUGCGUGGUCUGCCUCCGCGUCGUCUUCCUCAGCGCCUCACCAGCCCUCAGACCCGUCGUCUUCCCGGAGUGGCCGCGCAGCGGCGGGCGCGCCGUCGAUUUCCUCCUGGUGGUGGCGCCUUGCUCCGCUGGCCUUCCCUCUCGUCGGAUUCGGGCUUUACUGGGAGCAGCGUAGACGGCGCAUGCUCGCGAAGGACCUUCCUGCCCUCCGCGCGAGGUUUCAAGGCGACACCCCGUUUUACGGCAAGCUUUGGGGCUACACAACAGACUACUUUCUGGAGAACAGCUUUGGAGAUGGCGACCUCGUUUUCCUCUCCCGUGACCACCACAGCUUUUCGUUUUCUCGCGCAGCUGCACGAGCCGUCACACGGUGUCUUCUCUUGAUCCUUCCAGCGGGAGGGCCUGCGGAUGGCUCGCAACGCUUUGCCCUGGGGGGCGGCAUGUGCAUCGAUGACGUCGGUGUUAUAUUCGUGGAGAACGGCCAGCGCUACGUCGUGAGCCUCUCGGCGGAGCGCAGCGGCCUGGAGAAAGUGAAGUAUGCGGACAAAGUGGCGGAGAGCUUCCCAGAAGCCAUUCUGGUGCGCCGUCUGCGCUGCUCUCCGGAGGUUCGAGAGAAAGUUCACCACGCCAUAGAGGAGGCGCUUCGACAGUCCCAGGGAGUUCAGACGGGGGAGAUCGCCGCGCGAGAAGAGGAUGCCGCCUCGUGUUCUGCGUCGCGCGCCGCUCCCUCCCUGGACUUCCACGGCUCCGCGACAUCUGUCUGGAGUUCGUUUUGGACUGAGGUGAAGCGACGGCGUGCGGCGAGUGCAGACGCCUUUCGCUUGCUGACAGCGCAGGCGUUCUGGACUGCGAAGCGGAGAACUGCUGCCCUCAUUCACAAGCGACUGCAAGAUCUGCUCCACGACGCUGAGAGCUCGGUAGCUCCCGGUGUGAUGGAAAACGCCCGCACGAAGGCGACACAGCUGUUUUCAGAGGACAGCAGUGAAUCAGAUGCAGCCAAGGAGGCGGGGCCAGGCGAAGCGUCGGCUGCUAGGGGGGACGCCGAGGAGGCCAGAAGCGGCGAUUCUGCCGGCCGACACGCGGGCGCUGUUGGAUCCACAGAGUCGAUAGAAGGUGUUUCAAUUGUAAAGCCCCGCGACACCGUGAACAUACUCGCAGAGCUCGUGGCUUUGAGUACGUUUGCCGAACGAGCUAUCAAGAGAAUCGAUGAGGUGUUUCAGGACAAGGGCUCCCCGCCCGCGGCUGCCUCGUCAACCAUUCGACCUGCCUCGCAGCUGCCGCUCGCCGCGUUCCCCGUUGCCGUCUACCAAGCUGCGCAGCUCCUCCCGCCGCUUCCGUCCUGCCGUGAGUGGACGCCUGAGGAUCUCCUCGCGAUAGAGAUCCUCUUUCAGCCGGCUGAUUUGUGCGGGCCGCGGGCGGCGGAGACUGAAGGCAAAAACGUCCAGGGCGGAGCAGGAGAGGAGACUCGCUCCGAGCUGGCAAAGACCGCCACCUUGGAGCUGGCAUCGCUGUCUCCCCAGCUCGCGCCCAUUUUGUACGUGAGAGAGGAAAAGGGCGAAAGGGACUGUGUGGCGAGGAAAAACAUGCCUGGGUUGAUUCGCCAGCGCGAGAGGGCUGGUCGAAAGGCUGCGGCCGGCGCCGCUACGGCUCAGGAGUCUGGCUAG